Williopsis jadinii is the source of this 1651-nucleotide messenger RNA. It is a transcript of the gene NUP60, whose product is annotated as FG-nucleoporin NUP60. The transcript has a single exon. Gene Ontology annotation, cellular component: nuclear pore nuclear basket; nuclear pore. Lineage: Eukaryota; Fungi; Ascomycota; Saccharomycetes; Phaffomycetales; Wickerhamomycetaceae. The record is from RefSeq and is a predicted model, not a curated record. The coding region runs from base 275 to 1609 and encodes 444 amino acids. Gene Ontology annotation, molecular function: structural constituent of nuclear pore. Gene Ontology annotation, biological process: intracellular mRNA localization; NLS-bearing protein import into nucleus; telomere tethering at nuclear periphery.
CCAAAACACUCCAAAACACUCCAAAACACAACCGACCAGAGCCAACCAGCAAGGGAAACAACGGCUACACAGAGAUCACAGAUGCCACCUUCACGUAGAGCACACCAGCAUCUCAACAGCCCGUACUCAAGGGCUCCAGGCACUCCCAAUGGCCAAGGCUAUGAACCAAGCGUAAGUUCACCAUGUCUCGAUGUUGUGUUGAUGAGUAAGUCGUAUACUAACAGGGCGUGUGUGUGCACACGUGUUAUAGACGCCAGGGAGUAUAUUCAGCAAGAUGAGACAGAUGUUCUCGCCACGUGCGUGGCUUGGUGAGGCUUCAUCCGCGGAAGUGACGUUACAGUCCGCUGGUGGAGACGAUGACGAUGGUGAUGGUGAUGAGGGUUCCACCAAUACUCCUCUGAGAUCCAUGGCCUCGGCACGCUCAGCGGCCAAUGCCGGUGCCAAUGGCAAUGUCAAUGCCCGACUGGCGAGCUUCUUUGCGCAGAAGGGCUCACAGCCCUUGAAUGAGAUUGAAAUGGAAGGAGUGCGUGCCCUAUUGGCGCAGUCUGCUUCGAAUUCGAAUCUGGGUACGCCAGGGAAAGCAACGGCGUUGAACGACGAUGGAUUAGCUCGUAACGGUGAUGAUGCCGAUAGCGAUGGCGAAGGACACUCACAAGUAUUGAAACAUUCCGUGGCGUCCACGUCUGGGCUGGAGACUCCGUCUUUCAAGCCAACGUAUAACACUGGGGUGGGUGCGAAUGACUCUUCAUUUGUAUCGUCUGCUACUCCGAAGAGAAGAGUGUUUGACUACUCUGGCUUCCCUUCUCCUUACAGAACAACAAGGCUGAAGAGCUCUACAGCUCUGCUGAAAGAAAAGGCCAUCAAGAGUAACCAAAUUGCAUCAAAGGCGGAGCCUGUUUCGAAGCCGGAGAAGAAGCUGAGCAAUACAGCAUCGGCUCUGCUUUCGUUCAUAGAGGGCAAUGAGCCAGCCCAAACAGAGGAGAAGGGUGAAAAGGUGGAGAAAGAGGUUGAUUUCAGCAAUCCCUACGUACGCACGACGACAAAGAAGCACAUUAUUAAGAAGAAGCUGUCACCAUUGGAGCAAUUGGAGGAGUCGUUUGCACAGGCUGAUGGGAAGGGCAAAGCUGAAGAAGCGUUGAAGGAGCCAGCAGAGCCAGCAGAGCCAGCAGAGCCAGCAGAGAAGCCAGCAGAGGCAACAGAAAAGCCAGCACCGAAGCCAGCACCGCAGCCACAGCAGACCUUCCCGUCAGUGGCCCCUGUGGACAAGUACAAGCCGGCCAAGUCCUCUUCUCUUCGAGAGUCCAUCUCCGUCGACGACUCCGACAAGUCCAUCGCCGACUCCCCAGAACAACCACAGCCAAAGCCCGACAAUACCCUUCCUCACAAGGAACACAAGCCACUAUUCGCCUUUGCACAGACACCGCAACAGCCUACAGCCACAGCAGACAAACUACACCAACCAACUACACAGAUAAUGCCCCCAUCAAAGCUCAACGGUCACGUGAGCCAUGUGCUAUUCGAGUUCCCCAACGCUCAGGACCUGGACUACACGAUCAAAGACGUGGACGAUAACAGCGUCGAAGCCUUUAAAGACCUCUUCACCUUUUAACAGCAGAACAUACCUGAGAACGUGGAGAUAUCUUCAUCUUAU